Molecule: messenger RNA, 507 nt
Organism: Rotaria sp. Silwood2
Lineage: Eukaryota; Metazoa; Rotifera; Eurotatoria; Philodinida; Philodinidae
Source: the annotation of a GenBank genome assembly
AUGUUAUUCUCAACGCCAAUAUCCACACCUAUUACUAUCACUCCAUCAACAGAAACUCGUCAUCAUUGUAGAAUAAAAUGUCAAACGAUGAUUGCGAAUUUUCCCUCUAUUCUAUGUAUUCAAUUAAAACGUUUUACUUAUGAUCGUUAUUCACGAACUACUACAAAAUUAAAUACACAUAUUUUCAUUGAUCCUGAAAAAAUUCUUGAUUUAUCACAUAUUCAUUAUACAGCAUGGCUUGGAUUAACAAAUUUAUCGAUAACAAUACCUUCACGUUAUCGACUAGUAGCAGUAUGUUUACAUUUAUCAAAAGAUCUUUCUUCAUUAUCAAUUGAUCGAACAAAUUCGAACGAUGGACAUUAUGUUUGUUUAUAUCGUACAGAUAGUUCGCGAUGGUUUUUAUGUGAUGAUGAACGUAUAACAGAAAUACAUCAAAUUGAAAAUGUUUUUCAAACAUCUUAUAUUACAGAAAAUUGUUAUCUUUUAUUCUAUGAACGAUUUUUAUGA